AUGGCGAUCCAACCUAGUGAUCUUCCUCCCAAGAAGACUGACCCAGGGGUAUUCACGCUCCCCAUUUCCAUCAGAGACGUUCAAAUGGAGUACACAAUGUGCGACCUAGGGGCUUCCAUCAAUAUUAUGCUGUAUUCUAUACACGAAAAGCUGGGAGAGGCUAAGCUUGUCAAAACUGGCAUGGUGAUACAGCUAGCGGACGAGUCUUGCAUUCGCCCAGAGGGAAUUCUGGAAGAUGAAAUCGUCAAGGUUAACAAAUUCAAGUAUCCCACCAACUUCUUCGUCAUGAAGAUGACAGAGCCAGGAGCAGAGGAAUCUACCGGAGUUCUUUUGGGAAGGCCAUUCCUAUCCACAGCUAGCACAGUCAUCGACGUCCGCCAUGGGACGAUGAAGCUGGGUUUUAAUGGAGAACAGCUUACAUUCGAUAUUGAUAAAGCUGUGAGGAAGUCACACGACGGCGAGAGCAUACAAUCGAUAGACGCUAUCAGUCCUUGGGAACGAAAGUAUCUAGAAAAUGAACCCUUCAAAGAACCACCAUCUGGUUCCACUGAAGAUAAACAGCUUAAGAGGGAAGCAGCUGAAUGGUUCGAGGCAACAAUGAAUUGGGAAAUGGAUGAUCAAGCCAUCGAAAGAGAAAUUAUAGAUUUCUGUAAACCACCGCGACCAGCUGAGUCAGAAGAGAUCACUCAACCGGAAGGGGUCGAAGAACCACCUGACCAAGCCGCCUCGUUGAAAGGAAUGCUGAAGGAAAAUCCCUCACCUACAAGGCAACUAUUGCCUUUACCUACAUCACCAGUUACCCUCAAAAGCCUGUCCAACCAGGCGUAUCAAGAACCAGUCAAACCAAGUCUGCAAGGACAGAGAGAACAGUUGAUGGAGAAACUGAGGCUGGGUCAGAAUGUGGUCAAGUGGAAGACAGCAAAGGUUAACCCAGAUCUGUGCAUGUAUCCCUCCAUGAUAGAAGAAGGAGUGACAUCCCACCUUGAUCGACAACGCAGACUCGACCCCGCUUUAAGAAAGGAAGAGCUCAUAGCGGGGCAGGAAGAGCUACUCUUCUAG
This is a messenger RNA of Salvia splendens (bonfire salvia), 1059 nucleotides long. RefSeq lists its product as uncharacterized. The transcript has a single exon. Lineage: Eukaryota; Viridiplantae; Streptophyta; Magnoliopsida; Lamiales; Lamiaceae. Bases 1 to 1059 code for a protein of 352 amino acids. The record is from RefSeq and is a predicted model, not a curated record.